UUCAAAAUUGUCAACCGUCAAUUGUCAAGAUUAAUGUCAUUUAUUUUAGGUUAAAGAGGUUAUGUUUUGGACUUGUGUUUUGAUUCGGCGAUGACAGUGUUUUUAACUUAAAAUGGCUCUUUACGAUAAUAAAUAUUGGCUCUUAUCACAUAUUAGAAAUUCUUUUAUUUCAACAGAUGAUACUGGAAUGUGUGAACUAGUUAUGUCUGGAGAACGUAGAGACAUACAAACCCAUUUAAAGAGUAUGGAACCGUUUCCAGACCCUGAAUCAAGUGAAGAUGAUGAAGACGAUUUUGAAUCUUUUGAACUGCAGAUGGAUAUGGACUUUAAAAUUAGAGAAAGAUCUAAUACAGCUGCUCAAAUAGAAAAACUAGAACUAGCACGUAAAAGAAGCGCUAAAAUGAGAAAUAUAAAGUGGGAACAUACUCAAGACUCAGCCACGCAAGACGUAGAUUUAUUUGUAAAAAAGGAUGUAUCACAUAAUAAAAUACAACAAAAUAAAACAUCUAAACUAUCAGCGUUGAUACAGACCCACGCUGAUACACCAAAAAACCCUUUCAUGGAAUAUGCUAAGUUUGACGGCACUGGACAAGUUAAUAUACCUACUAAAAAGUAUAAAAUAUAUUUGACUAUGUUACCGCCUCAGCAAAGAAAUUAUCCAAUGCCUGUGUGUUGUAUUUCUAGUUCCAAAGUGAAAGAACUUAUAGGUUUAAUACUUUUAAAAUUUAGUUACAAUUAUGGUACUGCCAACUUAAAAGACCCCAAUCACUAUGGUCUCUACAUAACGGAAGAGGAUGGUGAAGUAGAUAGUGAUUUUCCUUGUUUAGACUAUAGGGAACCAAUUUCUAAAUUCGGUUUCAACUGCUUAGGACUCGUCGAACAUAAAGAAGGUACCAAGUCGGUGUCGUUUCCCGAUGAUAGCACUACCUUAUUCACCAUCGAGGAAAUGAAUCGGACGAGAACCAUUUCGGAAAAAAGCAAGGCUGACGAAAACAAACAAAUGGAAAAUGACAUACAAGCAGUUGAAGAUCACAAUAGACUCAUGGAGGCCCCUCUCUAUCACUCAUUCAGGGCUUUUAUGCUUAGCAAAGUAAAACCCAAAAUAGAAGUAAACAUAGGCGUAAGUGGAGAGAGAAUUGAGAUUGAUCCAGUGCCUCAAAAAGGUUCCAAAUUGUUACCUUUCAAGGCAAAAGCCAUCAGCCAUCCCAUAGACAGUAUCGCUGAUUGCGAAAUAACUGAUAUUCGAACUAAUAGGACGUGUUUUAGGAUAGUUUACGGAGCUAAUAGUGCCAGUAUUCCUAAUUCGAAUCUCGAUAGUUCGUUUUCUAGUUCUACUAGUAGUAGUCUUCAAUAUCCAAAUACGACGUCUUACAAAAAUUACGAUUUCGAAAGCAAUCACGUUACAGCUAACGACCUAGUCCAGAAAGUAAAAUUAAUUCUCGAACUUAAAACUAGUUCGACAAGGGUGGAAUACCUUGCUACCAAAGAGAAGAAACUACAAAAAAAGAAGAGUUUUCAUAUUGUUAAGUGAUUUUAUUUAUAUAUAACUAGCUUUUUAAUAAAAGACAGUAUUACUUUUAAUAUACCAGUUUGUUUUUAUUAAAAAAACUG
Psylliodes chrysocephalus is the source of this 1611-nucleotide messenger RNA. The record is from the annotation of a GenBank genome assembly. NCBI's taxonomy places the organism in Eukaryota, Metazoa, Arthropoda, Insecta, Coleoptera, Chrysomelidae.